UGAAUGUAAAAAAGGAAAAAAGAAUAGUAGAGAAAAAAAGAUAAAAUAUUCUGCAUACUUAGAGAAUGGAAUUUUAUAAGACGCAAGAUAGUUAUAAUUCUUCUUAUACGGAAGAUUAUCAGUUUUUCGAUCCAUUGGUUUCUCAGUAUCUGUUGAACAGUGUCGUGUAGUGCUAAUAAGUUGUUUGCAUUGAUCAGAGGAUUACAAUUAUUAAUUUUCAUUGUAAAUUUUUUUCUGAGUGACGUAAAGGAGGAGUUAUAGGGAAAAAUAGAAACAAGAAUUGACAGAAAAAUUGUCAACGGAAGAAGAUCAAGAGAGAUCGACUCUCUUUCUCUCUUAAUCUCGCGUGUCGAAUUUCAUGAAAAUUUGAUAUCAUUUCAUUUAUUGUAAAAGGGUGAGACGUCGUAAAACGAAAGGAGUACGAAGAAAAAAAAGAGAAAAAUAAUAAAGAAAAAACAAAAAGAAAUGUAUCGAAAUAGAAUAACUGUGAACGAAGAUUUAUUACGUGAACGACAAAAAUGUACUUUCGACUCGAAGGAAUUAACUCUUUGGUUGGACGGUAGUUCUGAGAAAAUAGCUAUACGACAUGAAUUAGAAGAUAAUUUUUUAAACGAUCCGUUGCUGCAAGAUAAAGUUCCUGCAAAGUAUAAAAGUCAUAAAGAAAUUUAUGAAGAUGCUAUACGAAAAGGAUGCAUUGUCUUAGAAAAAUUAGAAUAUCUACAAAGUAUAGGAAAGAGCGAUAUGCGUACUUAUAUGCAAAGUUUAGGUGGAAUGUUAGGAUCAGCGAUAUUAAAAGAUGGAAAUCCAAUAACUUUACAUUUUGUAAUGUUCAUACCAGCAUUAUUGGGUCAAGCUACACCCGAGCAACAAGCAUUUUGGUUAUCGAGGGCUUGGUCAUGCAGUAUUAUAGGAACUUAUGCUCAAACAGAACUAGGUCAUGGAACAUUUAUCAGAGGUUUGGAAACUACUGCGACCUAUGAUCCUAAAACUAAAGAAUUUGUAUUAAACAGUCCAACUUUAACAUCGUAUAAAUGGUGGCCUGGUGGCUUGGGUCAUACUGCGAAUUACGCCAUAGUAGUGGCACAAUUGUACUCGCAAGGAGAAUGUAAAGGAAUACAUCCGUUUAUCGUACAACUCAGAGAUGAAGAAACGCAUGAACCUUUACCAGGUAUCAAAAUUGGAGAAAUUGGAACUAAAUUAGGAAUGAAUGCGACUAAUAAUGGUUUCUUAGGUUUUGAGAAUGUUAGAAUACCGAGAAAUCAUAUGUUGAUGAAAAAUUCUCAGAUAUUAGAAGAUGGAACUUAUAUCAAAGCAACAAGCGAUAAAUUGACUUAUGGUACAAUGAUGUUUGUUAGAGUAGUAUUGGUACAAGAUAUUGCAAGUUACAUUUCUAAAGCCGUAACUAUUGCUGUUAGAUACAGUGCAAUAAGAAGACAAAGUCAAAUAAAGUCAGAUGAACCUGAAUCACAAAUUAUCGAUUACAUGACUCAACAAUACAAACUCUUUCCAAAUCUUGCGAUGUAUUUUGCGAUUACUACGGCUGCCAAUUGGAUUUGGAAUAUGUAUAAUAACGUGACGGCUGAAUUGCAUCAGGGUGAACUUGAAAGACUCCCAGAAUUACACGCACUUGCAUGCUGUCUGAAAGCAACAGCUUCAGCCGAUGGAGCAAAAGGAAUCGAGGAACUUCGACUUUCUUGUGGUGGUCAUGGAUACAUGGACUCCAGUAAUUUACCUGCUACAUAUGGCCUGGUAACCGCGUCAUGUACUUACGAGGGUGAAAAUACAGUAUUACUUCUACAAACUGCAAGAUAUUUAAUGAAAGUUUGGAGACAAGCUGUAAGAGGUAAUCCAUUACCACCUACAGUAGAAUACUUGUCUAAUUUGGCACGUGGAACGGAACAGGAACCUUGGGAUGAUAGUUUAAUGUGUAUCGUUAAAGCUCAUCAGGCAGUUGCUGCAGGAAAAAUUCAUCUGGCUACACAAAACAUGGAUCGUAAAAUAAAGAAAGGUCGUUCUCCUGAGGAUGCCUGGAACGAAACUAGUAUCGAAUUAAUGCAGGCAGCUGAAUCACAUUGUCGUGCUUUCAUAGUAAUGAGAUAUGUCACGGCGAUCAAUGAGUUGACUACAGUGUCAAAAGAAUUGCAUAUCGUAUUGAAGCAAUUAUGUACAUUAUAUUGCGUCUAUUGGGUACUACAACGAACCGGUGACUUCUUAAGAUUUUCUACCUUAAAAAAAGAAAAUGUAUCGGCAUUACAAUCACGUUUGGAAGAAAUGCUAAUAGCUAUUCGUCCUAAUGCUGUAGGAAUAGUAGAUGGUUUUGAUAUACGCGAUGAAGUUCUUGGAUCAGCUUUAGGAGCUUACGAUGGUAAUGUUUAUCAGCGUCUUUAUGAUGAAGCUAUGAAGAGUCCGUUGAAUCAAGAUAAAGUAAACGAAUCUUUCCACAAAUAUUUGAAACCAUUCCUUAAAAGCAGAUUAUAGCGUAUAUGUUAAAUGUUUUUAAAAAAGUUUAUUAUCUUUUCUUAAUCUGUUAAUUCCAAGAAAAAUCAAUUUCGUAAAUUAAUCUUCUCAAUUAACAGAUUAAAAAAUAAAUUGUGAUAACGGUAAUGUGUAGAUUUUAUAUGCGUUUAUAAUAUUUCAAAAUGAGAAUGAGGUGAAUAGAAAAAAAUAAGUAUUUGUCAUGUUAAUUGAACGAUCCUAGAGAUCUUUUUUUAUAUACUUACGACUCUCUCUCUUUCUCUCUCGGGAAGAAUCGUCUUAGAUUUUAUAUGGUGCUAGAAUCAACGAUACGUUUAAUUAUAGAAACGAUAUUGUGAUAAAACAAAGAUGAUUAUUUUUCUAUGUAUUUUUGGUAAAUCUUUAUCGAUGUAAAACAAUAAAGUAUAACUUUUUCGAAUAA
Vespula pensylvanica (western yellowjacket) is the source of this 2896-nucleotide messenger RNA. Its product is annotated as probable peroxisomal acyl-coenzyme A oxidase 1. Gene Ontology annotation, biological process: lipid homeostasis; fatty acid beta-oxidation using acyl-CoA oxidase. The record is from RefSeq and is a predicted model, not a curated record. NCBI's taxonomy places the organism in Eukaryota, Metazoa, Arthropoda, Insecta, Hymenoptera, Vespidae. Gene Ontology annotation, molecular function: FAD binding; acyl-CoA oxidase activity; fatty acid binding. Gene Ontology annotation, cellular component: peroxisome. Bases 466 to 2478 code for a protein of 670 amino acids. The transcript has 11 exons.